Molecule: messenger RNA, 2634 nt
Organism: Culex pipiens pallens (northern house mosquito)
Lineage: Eukaryota; Metazoa; Arthropoda; Insecta; Diptera; Culicidae
Gene: Epp
Product: protein UBASH3A homolog
Exons: 7
Coding region: 279-2420 (713 amino acids)
Molecular function (GO): protein binding
Source: RefSeq, a predicted model, not a curated record
GUACCCGUACUCCACACCGCAGACAGACAGCCAGCCAGCGCAGGCAACCGGAGUGUGAAGGAAUUAUGAUAAAUACGCAAUAAUUUUGUUCCCUUUCUGCUACCAACGUCACCGCAUUCGAGUGUAAUUCAAUCCGAAAUACCAGAUCUCGCCUCGGUUCCGCUAGGAUGAGACGUUCCCAGCGAUAGGAGAACGGAAAAAGGCAACCUCAUCAGUUCAGAUUUGAACGUCGUGUCGUCUCAGUCGCCGUAGAUUUUCCAGACUGCAGAGCCGUAGAAAUGGCGGCGCUGCCACCGCGUAAAAAUCUUACGCCAACGAAAAUCUCCAAGCAGCACCUGACGCCGCUGCAGAUCCUGCUGCAGAUGGGAUUCCCGAAGCACCGGGCCGAGAAGGCGCUGGCCGCCACCGGAAACCGUGGCGUGCAGUUGGCCUCCGACUGGUUGCUGGCGCACGUCAACGAUCCGUCGCUGGACGAGUGCUCGCCCCGGGAGUACAUCCUGUAUGCGUGUCCGACGGGAUCGUUCCUCCAGCAGCUGGAGAGCUUCUGGGCUGAAUCGCGGGAGGUGUGCGGCUGGAACGGAGCCCACAACUUUACGCCCCACAUUACGCUGGUGUCGUUCUUCAAAGCGCCGGACGAGUGCGCUCCCCAGCUAUCGAAAGCCUUGAAGGAGCUGAUGAAUCUGCCGGGAGCGCACAUCGACCGGCCCAUCGCUCUCGAACUGUACACCAGUCCCAACUUUAUGGGGUUCUUCGUGGCCGAAGACGAUGCCAACUACUUGAAACGGAUAGCUCUGCAGUACGUUAAGGAAGUGUCCCAUUCCAUAAUCAGCGACACCUACGAGCAGUUAGACGCGCUAGUUACCUGUUUUCCAUGGUGCGGGGGAGUAACAUCAGCUCGUUGCAUACCACGUAGCAGCCGAUCGAUUUCCCUAGAACCGCACGUCAAGUCGUUGCACCUGACGCUGGCCUACCAGUUUCCGUCGAGCCAGUUCAACGCGCUUAAGCAGCUCGUGGAAGGACUGGACACGUCCCACACCGGCGCCAACUGGGAGCUGCGGCUGUACUCGCGCGAUUCCCGGUUGGCCACCAAGCAGGUCCACAAAGUGCUGUACCCGCACACGCCUCGCGAGCCGGACGAGCUGGAGCUGCGCAUCGGCGACUAUAUCUACCUCAGCCCGGAAGCGAUCCAAAACUCGUCCGACGGCUGGGUCGAGGGCAUCUCCUGGCUGACCGGUACCAACGGGUACCUGCCGGAGAACUACACCGAGCGCACGGCCGAGUCCGACGCGUGGACCAUGCACCGAACCGUUCCCCUGUGCGACGUCGUAUCGCCCGACCUGGACCCGCCGUCGGACACGGUGGACGGUGCCGCUGGACUGCGGUUCGAUCUGCCGGUGGCCAACAGCGAGCACGAUAUCGAUUCGCAGGAAACUUUAUCGAUAGGUCACGCCGAGGGACAACAUCAGCAGUUGGUAGAAGACAUGCAGCAGCAACCACAAGUGGACGGAAAGAUGAAGGACGAAAACGUGCCGGCGGAUAAGCUGUACGAGUUGAUGAAGAAACGGACUGCCAUGUCGGUAAUCGGCGAUCAGAGUGAGCAGGGUGUUCGGAUGACGCAGGAACCGGACGGGGUUAUUCCGAAGAGGCGGAUCUACGUGCUGCGUCACGGCGAGCGGAUUGACUUCACCUUCGGAACGUGGAUUCCAUACUGUUUCGACGAGGCAGGCAACUACAUCCGGAAGGACUUGAACAUGCCAAAGUGUUUACCUCACAGGAAAAGUACUCUCUGGCAGCGGGAUUCUCCACUGACCAACAUGGGUCGCUACCAGGCUCGGCUGACCGGGGAAGCAAUGAAGGAUGCAGGCGUUAAGAUCGACCACGUGUACAGUUCGCCAUCGUUUCGCUGUAUUCAGACUACCACGUCGAUUCUGGAAGGACUUGGACUCAAAGAGAGCCGCCCAAUCAACGUUGAACCAGGGCUGUUCGAGUGGAUGGCCUGGUACCAGGAUGGCCUUCCGGAAUGGAUGUCCAAAGAAGAACUCACGGCAGCGGAUUACAACAUAACCAUGGAGUACGAACCGUUAUCCAAAGCGGAAGAUCUGAAGGGAAAACAGCAGGAGGGACUCGAGGAGUUCUACCAGCGAAACUCGGACGUAACAGAGCAUCUUAUCAAGAGCACAACUGGUAACAUCCUCAUCGUUGGCCACGCGACAACCCUGGAUACCUGCACGAGGCACAUCGUAGGCGAGAAGCUACGCUCGACGAACGACAUGAGCAGGAUCAUGCAGAAAGUUCCUUACUGUAGCAUGGCUGUGAUCGAGUCGGCGGACGGUCUCACCGGGUGGCGACUGGUGGAACCCCCGUGCGAUCCCAUUACCCACACCAAUAAUAACCGGUUUGAUUGGAAGAUUCUGACCUGAGACGCUCCCGAGCGAUUAAAUUAAUACGUAUUCGAUGCAAUUGGAAAGCUCUGCAAAACAACUCUUGUUUUUAACUGCAAAAUUCCCAUCGCUAAACUAAAGGAACUUCAUUAAAAUAAAUGCGCAUGUGACAGUUUAUAUAGUUAUAUACACAACUAUUUAUAUUAUGGCGUAAACAAAUACUCAAAUAUAUAUAUAUUACUUAUUAAAACUA